AUGCCAAUCCUACCGUCCCUCCUUUGUUCAGUCACUACUGGGGAUCCACCUGCACACUGGCUACUGAUUCAAGGCAUGUGCCACAUCCUGCUGGACAGCUCCCCAAACUCUCAGGGCACCAACUGGGUGGCGGCCGCGGUGCCUUAUGGGGAAUGUAGUCCGAAAGGCGACGAUCGACCCUGGGGAAACCUGGGAAGGGCGGCUGGAGGCCUCUUCUGCGCAUGUGCCUUCCGGCUCCCUACCUGGGCGCUCUCUCCGGCUUUCCAGGUUCUUCAUGAGGCGAGUCCUGCAGCUUCCAGACCUUUCGUUCCAUGGUCACCUGGACCUGGCGAACUGGGAGCGAAGCGGGUGCACUCACAAGGGCUGGCGGGGCUCUCCGAGCCCUCUGGGGCUGGAAGCGAAGGGGCUGGCGGAGCGGCCUCGGUCGGCCAGAAAGCACGCGCGCUCUCCCGGCGUCCCUCUCUAGGGACGUCUGGAGGCUGGUUUCUGAUGCUCCGAGAGAGAGGCAGCGAGGGCAGAGCUCCCGACCUGCAGGCCUCGUGGCGGGCGCUCCCUGCAGCCCUUCUUUGCCUGAAGAAGGUGCUCUGUGAAGGUGAAAGCCCUGGUGUCACCAGCCUUGGCCCUUUCUCAAGACCAUCUGAAAAAUGAACAAAUCCCAGAUCUUUGCAUUUGAUAGUUCCUUAAUCCAGAGGAGCUGGGCCUGAAGUCCGGUCCCCUGCAACAAAACAUUUAUAAAGAAUUCUCGGGGGAGAGGACAAGAUGGCGGAGGAGUAGGAGGACACGCUCGCCCUCUCCCACAAACACAACAAAAAAAGCACAUCUACAGAAUAAAUGACUACACAGAACAGCAACCAAUCACUGGCAGAGGAA
Molecule: messenger RNA, 870 nt
Organism: Sus scrofa (pig)
Lineage: Eukaryota; Metazoa; Chordata; Mammalia; Artiodactyla; Suidae
Source: RefSeq, a predicted model, not a curated record